Messenger RNA from Nicotiana tabacum (common tobacco), 3015 nucleotides. RefSeq lists its product as uncharacterized. The record is from RefSeq and is a predicted model, not a curated record. Gene Ontology annotation, molecular function: protein binding. Lineage: Eukaryota; Viridiplantae; Streptophyta; Magnoliopsida; Solanales; Solanaceae.
UUGAAUUUUGGAUCGGAUUAGUAUUGAUAUAUUUUAGUCCGAUCCGAAAUUCGAAAUUAAUAGGACAUAUAUAAAUAAUACACUUUAAUUUCGGAUAGUCGUUACUUACUUUACAUCAAACUCCAAGUUAUUACGUUUACAGUUGCUAGAUUUAGCUAUAUUAACACCAUAAUACUCUCGUUGCAUAAACAUCAAUUUUUAUUAAUGUAUUCCCUUCUUUACAAAGAAAAUAUAUAUAUUAGUUAACUUUGAGACAUAAUAAUACAUUCGAAAUUCGAUUCGAUCCAAACUUUAAAAUCCGAUAUAAUUCGGAUCGAAUUCAUUGCAUUUUUUAGAAUUCCAAUCCGAAAUGCACUAAAUCUGAUCCCAUCCGUGCACAGCCCUAGUUGCUACCGGCAGCAACUGUUGUUCAGAAACUGUUUCUGGCAAGGAGAGCUGUUUGAAAUUUCUUCUCAUUUCUUGCUUGAUAGCCGUCUGGUUAAGGCUAUUGAUUAUUUUUGACCCAUUUUUUCUGCUCCAUUGAAACAGAGUUCAUUGUAUUUAAGAUAUCAGGUUUAAGCUGUUGGAUUAGAUGUGGAGCAUCAAAGAUAAAUUAUCAACAAGGUUAAUGAAUGUUUGCGUGGCAUCUCUUUGUAAAGCCAAACAAUUGGAGAAAGCUGAAGCUGUUAUAGUUGAUGCAAUAAUAAUUGGAGUACAACCAGAUGUUGUCACUUACAACACAUUGAUUGCUGCAUAUUGCCGCUUUGUUGGCAUAGAUGCUGGUUAUUCCGUCCUGCAUAGGAUGAAGGAGGCUGGAAUUAACCCUAACGUUAUUACAUAUAACACUUUGAUUGCUGGAGCUACAAGAUAUUGCCUGUUGUCUCGAUGUCUUGAUCUGUUUGAUGAAAUGCUUGAGAUGAGUAUUCUUCCUGAUAUUUGGAGUUACAACACAUUAAUGCAUUGCUUCUUAAAAUUGGGAAAGCCAGAUGAAGCGUACAGGGUUUUUCAAGAUAUUCUUUUAAAAGAUAUUUCUGUUCAUCCAGCAACAUUCAAUAUUCUAAUUAAUGGUCUUUGUAUGAAUGGAUAUACGGAGAAUGCCCUAAUGUUAUUUAGGAGCUUAAAGCGUCAUGGAUUUAUCCCUCAGUUAGUAACUUACAACAUUCUUAUUCAUGGGUUGUGCAAGUCAAGACGAGGAAAAGCUGCAAGAGAGUUCCUCACUGAAUUGGUCGAAUCGGGUCAUAUCCCGAAUGCCAUCACUUAUACGACAAUAAUGAAAUGUUGCUUCAGAUGUAAACAAUUUGAAGAAGGCCUUAAAAUUUUUGCGGAGAUGAGAAGGAAAGGAUACACGUAUGAUACCUUUGCUUACUGUACAGUGGCAAGUAUGUUACUUAAAACUGGGAGGAUAACUGAGGCCAGCGAGUACCUGGGCUAUAUUAUUACAAGUGGCUUUAGCCUUGAUACUGUGUCUUUUAAUACCAUUGUUAAUCUAUAUUGUAAGGAAGGUCAGCUGGAUAAUGCUUAUAAGUUGUUAUACGAGGCAGAAAAAGAAGGUUUGGAAUCUGACAAGUACACCCAUGCUAUCUUGAUUGAUGGCUUGUGCAGGACUGGCAAUUUCAAAGAGGCCCUGCAACAUUUGAACAGUAUGAGUAUGAUGGGUUUUGAUUCUAACUUGGUCGCAUGGAAUUCUUUUAUCAACGGGUUGUGUAAAGCUGGUCACUUUGAUCAUGCUUUGCAGAUGUUUGAGUCAAUGGAUGUGAAGGAUUCUGUUACUUACUCUACCAUAGUGCACGGUCUUUGCAAAGCUGGGAGGUUUCGUGCUGCAUCUAAGUUACUACUAUCGUGUAUUAGAGGUGGCAUGAGAAUUCUUAAAUCAGACAAACGAUUUGUUGUUGAUGGUCUUCGUAGUUCUGGACUUUCGCAGGAAGCAAGGAAGGUCCAGUCUAAAAUUCGAUUGGCUAAGAUACUGCAUUAUUAAUAAGGAAUGGUGAUAAACUCUGUCACUGAAGUUUUAACCUUAUUUGACUGGCUAAGAUUCUGCAUUAUAAUGAUUUGUGGAAGCUGAAAAAUCUUAGAAAUUAAAGUGGCUUUAAAGUUUAAACAUCUGCAUUCUGUGCUGGCAAGAGCCAAGAAUUCAUCUUCCAAAUUGGAAUUUCCCAUUUCUCCCGCCAAAGCUUGUGAGUUUGUGAUUCGAAAUUGUCAGUAUGGGAAGCUGAACUGAACAACACCUCCAUUCUAUUCCCUCAAAUUUUUCUACGUCGGCUUCAGUACCACAGAUAGAGACGCUCUAUGUGAAGCUCUACAGCAAAUAUACGAAGAUCGAGGUUUUGGGGGUUUUUCCUUAACCGUUUCUGUUUAUUUUUAUUGCUGCUGAGUGAAAAAAGUUAGUAUCUUUUCCUGUUUACUAUUAUUGAUUUGCGAGACCUUAAAAUUUCAGUUGAUGAAUCUUUUGUCAUGGUCUAAAACAUUGCUUGUUCUAGUUCUACAGAUUGCAUGGCCAUGUUGAUAGGUGGUCUAUCCAUGCUUACAGGGGUCUUUCUAAUCUCAUCCUAUUGCAUGCGUAGAUGCUGGAGGCGUUUGAUUCAAUGGAUAUACCUAAUAAAACACAUUAUGCAAUUACUUGCUAACAUAAAAGUGAACUAGGAACAAAGUGUAAGGCAAUGUGAUUUACUAAAAUUCUUAUGAUUAGUUUGUAGAUUUCCAUGGUAUGUUUUUUCAGGUAUCCCUAGGUUUUCUUCUGACUGUGUGCUUCUUCCUUAUAGUGUGUGCUUUUCAUAUCUAUUAUUUUCCCAUACCUCCAUUCAUCUCACCACAGUUUUGUAAUUUUUUCCUAAUUCCAGUCAGGUUUACUUUAUGUACCUCAGCAUCUAUAUAUCGCGUUUAUCACUUAAUUGACAGUAUUAUGAUUGUUUGCAGAUAGUGGAAAGAAAAAUCAGACGCCACUUGCAAUAGGCCUUAACGUAGGAGGUGCUGUACUUGCCGGCAUUGGCAUUGGAUGGCUAAUCUUCUUCUGCAAACAAAAGAGAAAGCGGAUUGCAG